GGACCCCUCCCCUCGCGUCGCCUCGCCUCCUCCUCGCGCGCCGACUCCCGGAGAUGGGGAGAGAAGUUCGCCCCGCGGCGCGGUUAAAUGAACAUUAAACUGCGCUUCAGCAUCGGUAAGCUGGGGGGGAAAAGAUAAUAACAACAAAAAAAAAGACCUCCGGAGAAGCUUUCCAGGGAAUGCUGAGGAACAUCCCACAGCGGAAGACUCACCGGUUCCAGCUUUUCAGAAGAAGAGCGAAAAGKGGAAAAAGGAGACCUCAAUUAAUGCGCAGUUAACUGUUAGAAGAAGUGGGACACUCGGGUCAGUAAAGGGACACUCCUGCUUUUAUCUGCGUGAAUUCGCGGAGGUCCUAAAAGACAGGAAGAGAGCAGAGCAACAAGAAGAGCGAAGUGAACGGGACUCAGGAUGAACAGCAACAAAACCGAGAAGGAAAACGAGCAGAGUGAAUUCACCAACCACGAAGAGGAGGUCCGAACACUGUUUGUCAGCGGGCUUCCACUGGAUAUCAAACCCCGCGAGCUGUAUCUCCUCUUCAGACCAUUUAAGGGCUAUGAAGGAUCCUUGAUAAAACUGACUUCUAAACAGCCGGUGGGGUUUGUCAGCUUUGACAGUCGAUCAGAGGCGGAGGCUGCUAAGAAUGCCUUGAACGGGGUCCGAUUUGAUCCAGAGAUCCCCCAAACUCUGCGGCUGGAGUUUGCCAAGGCCAACACGAAGAUGGCUAAAAACAAGCUGGUCGGCACCCCCAACCCCCCUCCCUCCCAGCAGAGCCCGGGACCACAGUUCAUUAGCAGAGACCCAUAUGAGCUCACAGUGCCUGCUCUAUACCCCAGCAGCCCAGACGUGUGGGCGUCAUACCCGCUGUACCCGACAGAGCUGUCGCCAGCCCUGCAGCCUGCUUUCACCUACCCCUCCUCGCUCCACGCUCAGAUCCGUUGGCUCCCGCCUGCAGAUGGAACUCCUCAGGGAUGGAAGUCCAGGCAGUUCUGCUGAAAUAUGUGCUCCUGAUGUGUGAUGGUGGCCGUGGCCGGCUGUGACGGACGCUGCUUAUUGCCUCUUGUUAUAAUAAAAAAAUCAAGGAGGGUGGGACCAAUCGGACUCCAGACCCCGGAGCAGCGCGCCGUCGGCAGCAGCAGCAGCCUUUAUGGGCUUCAGGACACACUAGACCCCAGCCUYCAUCACACAUCAAUCCUUUCCCCAAAGUCUUUGCAAUUUUUAUUUUUAUUUUUUAUAUAUACUUUUACUUACUCAAGCUUUUACAGCCGGUGCUUUGGCGACACUUCUCCUGUGACACAAACCUGAUGACGGAGUCUGCUUCGCUUACCGACCCACCGUGUCACCUCUUUCAACCCGAGCGGAUCUCCGGCUUUGCAAAAUGUGCACGAACAGACUUCAGCGAGUCGUUUUGCAAAGCUAAGACUCAAGGAAGUGUGGCUAAAGUACUAUUGAGUUAUGUUAUAAUAAAAAUAAUUAAUAUUAUUCUGUAUAUCAUUCAUAUCAAUGUUAUUAUAAUAAAUACAUGUCCAAGCAUGACUUUACAAAAAAAAAAAGAAAAAAAAUAGAAACAAUGCUGUAAAUUUUUUGAUAUUUUAAUGAAAUACAAAAAAAAAAGAAGUAUUUUUGUAAUCAAGACACACGUUGAGAUGUUUUGAUUGAUUUGUUCCUGCGGAGGAUUUUUCAGAUUCUUUGUCGUUUUGUGCCAUGAAGAAAAAAGAAAAAGAAGAAAAGCGUCACCCUGCCAUACCAAAGCGGUCCUGUCACUUUCUGUCUUUUUUUGAUACUCGACGGCGUGGAUUUUGAUUUGUUCGUGCGUAGCUUUUUAUGUGAUUUUAUUUAAAUAAAAUUAUAAUCCUUUUGUCUGCUUAGACCAUGCAGGAAACGUUGGCAUCCAUUUAGCUUUUUAUUUUAUUUUUUUGCAGCGAUCUGACGUGUUAAAAAGGCAGGGAUAAACCCAUCGUCGGUGUAGGUAAAGUGACCCCAGAGGCGGCGAUACAUUUCAAACUGACUCCUGCUAUUAAUAGGAGUUUGUGAACAGAGGAAAAACAAAAAGACCAAAGUUGUUUAAACUAUUAUUAAUUUUUUUUAACACUGGAGAGCAAGAAUUAUUCCAUUUCUGACUGCUUUGUAGUCCUCAGUCUGAUUUCUUGUGGUGUGACAACGUUAUUGCUGCAUGUCCCUUCUGGUGUCACUCCAAAGAGCCCUUCUACAUAAAAAAUAAAAAAGCAAUUUUUCUCCUUUGUCUAUUUUUAGAAAUCCUGUGUGAUUCAACCUGCUUUUGUAAAGUUUGAAUUUACAUAUAAGGAAAAAAAAAAAAAAACGCUCUUUUUGUAACCGGGUGUCUUUUUUGGGUCUGCAAUAACAUCCUGCUGUACGACAUAUCACCAAGUGAUCAUAUUUCUGUGACAUUUUGAUGCCAAAAUGAUCAUUCUUGUACUUCUCUGAUUUAUGUAGCUCUCUGAUAAAGUCAUGUUUUGUAUUAACAUGACAAGUUAAAAAAAAUUUAAGUGCUGUAAGACAAUAAAAAAUAAACAUUAUUCCCUGUAAUGUUAAUUGCGGGUGUGUGAAAUCCUCUCGGACUGAUUGAAUCAUAUACAUUAGUGUCUUUUAAGUGUUGAAUAAUAAUAUGCUUCAUAUAAAGAUGUACUGUAUCAGCUGGUUUAAUAAAAAAAAUAUUUUUUCUUUUACAAUUUUAUGCCAAAUGUGGCGCCAAAAUUUAUUAGAACAAGUAUUUAUAGAAAAUGUGUGAGUGUUUGUGUUUUAAAAGAGGGAUUUUUUUUAAAGUUCAUAGAAAUUUCCUGUUGUAUAACUCUUUGUAAGUAUUAAUUGUAUUUUAUUUUUUAAGCUUUGGUUUGUGGCUGUCCGAUCGGAUCAGUCUGUGAUAUGUGAAUGCUGUUAGAAUUCACUGUGAAAUUCAGAAAGGAAGAUGUUUCUUGAACAAAAGGGUCUUUUUUUCAUGCUUCCCCCUCUCAACAUUACAUGUAUGGUACAAAAGUUCUUGGAAAAUCGAUAGGAUGAUCCCUCCUCUUGUCAACRAAAGAUAUUCCUUUACUCGAGUCGGUUCAUUGUGUUAACUGUGUGUUGUGCAUGUUCAUGGCAUGUUUGUUUCUUUUCCUAAUGCAUACAGUACUGGUGAUAUAUCUGUACUUUAGCCGCUGUAAAGAGAAAGUGUAUUUCAAUCAAUCGUAGACCUUUUUUGUUGAUUUGAAACAACAAAAAAAAAAUGCUGAUUGAAUUGAUAAGUUUUUAUGAAAAUGUUGAAUGAAGACAUUUCAGUCCAUCUGCCAUUAAAGAUUGACAUUAUA
Molecule: messenger RNA, 3302 nt
Organism: Austrofundulus limnaeus
Lineage: Eukaryota; Metazoa; Chordata; Actinopteri; Cyprinodontiformes; Rivulidae
Product: RNA-binding protein with multiple splicing
Exons: 9
Coding region: 409-993 (194 amino acids)
Molecular function (GO): RNA binding
Source: RefSeq, a predicted model, not a curated record